This is a messenger RNA of Aspergillus chevalieri, 1158 nucleotides long. It is a transcript of the gene scw4, whose product is annotated as putative cell wall glucanase (Scw4). NCBI's taxonomy places the organism in Eukaryota, Fungi, Ascomycota, Eurotiomycetes, Eurotiales, Aspergillaceae. Bases 1 to 1158 code for a protein of 385 amino acids. Gene Ontology annotation, molecular function: glucan endo-1,3-beta-D-glucosidase activity; 1,3-beta-glucanosyltransferase activity. Gene Ontology annotation, biological process: cell wall organization. The transcript is spliced from 2 exons. Gene Ontology annotation, cellular component: extracellular region; fungal-type cell wall; cell surface. The record is from RefSeq and is a predicted model, not a curated record.
AUGCGACAUCUCACUCAAGCAUUGAUCACUCUCAAUGCUCUGCUUGUAGUCGCAGUCGCGGCUCCUCAUGGAAUCUCGUACAGUCAUAUCCAGCACCACAAACGAGAUGUUCCAAAUCCAAAUCUAGCCCCAAACCUAGGCACCAAUGUAGAAGUCGAGCUACAUCCGUCCCCUCGUCACCAUAACAAUCACGACCACCACCAUGGUGGCCACGGGCACGGCCACCAUGGCAAACCACCCCAACUACCACCGAAGAAACGAAAAUUCGGAAUCUCCUACUCCCCCUACAACACAGACAGCACCUGCAAAUCCCAAGACGAGGUAAAUGCAGAUAUCGACAGACUCGUCUCUCUAUCCACCCCGCCACCAGCAGAGAACAACGAAGGCGCAGAAAGCGACUACAGCUUCAUAAGAAUCUACGGCAUAGACUGCAACCAAACCGCCACCGUAACAACAGCUGCAAAGCGCCACAACCUCCGCGUCUUUGCUGGUAUCUUCGAUUUCUCCGACUUCCCCCACUCGCUCGAUGCCAUUAUCGACGUUGCUCAUUCCCACUCUACCGACCCGGAAAAACGAGACGAAAGAGCACAACAAAAUGGAUGGGAUAUAUUCCACACUAUAGCAAUCGGAAACGAACUAGUCCAAACGCACCAAGCCACAAUCCCAGAGGUAAUCUCCGCCCUCCACCAAGCACGCAGCAUCCUCCGGUCCGCAGGGUAUCAGGGCCCCGUCGUGACUGUCGAUACCUACACAAUGCUCUUGGCACACCCGGAGCUAUGUGAAGCGUCGGAUUACUGCGCGGCGAAUUGUCAUGUUUUCUUCGAUGCGACGCAGACUCCUGACAAAGCCGGGGAUUAUGCGAUUGACGUUGCUAAGCGGAUUUCGAAGGGGACAGAGGGAAAGAAUGGGGGGAGGAAGAGGACUGUUAUUGCGGAGAGUGGGUGGCCGCAUGAUGGGACGGCGAAUGGGAAGGCUGUGCCGUCGGAGGAGAAUCAGAGGGUUGCGGUGGAUAGUUUGAGGAGGGUGUUUCGUGAACAGGGUGAGGAUGAGGGGGAUGGGGAUGCCGGGCUGGUGUUGUUUACGGCGUUUGAUGAUUUGUGGAAGACUGACAAUGAGGGAACGUUUGGAGCGGAGAAGUUUUGGGGGAUUAAUCGCUGA